AUGCGGCGUGAACUGUUUAAUUUGUGACGACACUGGAGGUUGCACAUCUUGUGUGAAAAAUGUAGCGUUAGAAUGGAGCCUAAUUGAUCCAGCUUUAUGCUGCGCAUCAGGGACUUAUUAUGACUCAAUGCAAUGAAACGAUUAAAGCGAUUCAGCAUGGAGGAAUAUCAAAAAACCUCCCUUUUAGUUCUAAUUGACGGCACUCAUAACAAUCUUGAAUGAGGACUUCAACAAAUAGCCAGGCAUCCUUCACUGUGCUGACCUCUUUUCAAACUCGACUCUGGUGGGUACUCCUCGUAAAGAUCCCUUCCAUGCGCGUCAAGAAGUAAAACCUAACCCUCAUUUUUAUAUGAGCCAGCUGUAUUAUCCUGUAUAAUAAUCCGUUUUGAUAUUGUGCAUAAAGGUUUUACAGGAAAUAGAACUAUAAUAAAAUUCGUAUAAAAGCUUUCUGAGAGAGCUCGUUCUGUGUGUAGCCAUUUCAUUAUUAUGACUCAGUAAAUUCAGUUUGCAUUUCUUGUGAGGAAAAUUGUGCUACCUGCGAUGCCCACACUGGAGUAUGUGAUACUUGCAAGAAAACGAAGAUGGAGGUGGACCCAACAAAUACCAAAACUUGCCACUGCAUCGGAGACCAAGUAUUAGUUGGAGGAGAAUGCAUAUGCGCACAAGGAUCUUUUAA
Blepharisma stoltei is the source of this 676-nucleotide messenger RNA. Lineage: Eukaryota; Ciliophora; Heterotrichea; Heterotrichida; Blepharismidae. The record is from the annotation of a GenBank genome assembly.